Molecule: messenger RNA, 1911 nt
Organism: Aspergillus mulundensis
Lineage: Eukaryota; Fungi; Ascomycota; Eurotiomycetes; Eurotiales; Aspergillaceae
Product: putative FAD monooxygenase
Exons: 3
Coding region: 1-1911 (636 amino acids)
Molecular function (GO): FAD binding
Source: RefSeq, a predicted model, not a curated record
AUGACGACCGACAGUUACCCCAAGAAGUAUGACAUUGUCAUCGUGGGCGCUGGCCCCGUGGGCAUCCUCCUCUCGCUUUGCAUGUCCCGCUGGGGCUACAAGGUGAAGCACAUCGACAACCGCCCCGUGCCUACCGCGACUGGCCGCGCCGAUGGCAUCCAGCCCCGUUCUACCGAGAUCCUGCGCAACCUGGGCCUCAAGCGCCAGAUCAUGGCCUACGACCCGGCCAAGGUGUACGACGUUUCUUUCUGGGAUCCCCGCCCGGAUGGUUCUGGUAUCCAGCGGACUGGCAACUGGCCUAGCUGCCCUCGCUUCAUCGACACACGAUACCCCUUCACCACCCUUGUGCACCAGGGUAAGAUCGAGACUGUUUUCCUCGACGAGAUCAAAAAGGCCGGCACCACUGUUGAGCGCCCAUGGACCAUCACUGGGUUCAAGAACGACGGCCUAGACGAGACCUACCCCGUGCAGGUGCAGCUCAAGUGCCUCGACACCAACGUCAUUGAGACCGUUCGCGCCAAGUACCUGUUCAGUGGUGAGGGCGCUCGCAGCUUCGUUCGCGAGCAGCUUGGUAUUCAGAUCCGCCACAAGGAUCCUAUCUCCUACGUCUGGGGUGUCAUGGACGGUGUCGUCAGGACCGACUUCCCUGAUAUCAAGACCAAGUGCACCAUCCACUCCGACGCCGGCUCCAUCAUGGUUAUUCCCCGCGAGGACGACAUGGUCCGCCUCUACGUCCAGAUCGCUUCCUCCACAGACCCCGACUUCAACCCCCGAAAGACCGCUACCGCGGAGGAGGUCCAGAACGUCGCAAAGAAGAUCCUCAAGCCAUACUACUUGGAAUGGGACCGCGUGGAGUGGUACUCGGUCUACCCCAUUGGGCAGGGUAUCUCCGAGAAGUACACACUGGACGAGCGCGUUUUCAUGGGAGGCGACGCCUGCCACACUCACAGCCCCAAGGCUGGUCAGGGCAUGAACACCGCCUUCCACGAUGCCCUCAACAUGGCCUGGAAGAUCCACGCCGUCGAAUCCGGACUGGCUCAGCGCUCCACCCUGAGAACCUACGAGACCGAGAGAAAGAACAUUGCCGAGACUCUGCUCGACUUUGACAACAAGUACGCUGCUCUGUUCUCCAAGCGCCGCCCCAACGCCGGCGAGGUUGGCGAGGCUGCCAGCGCCGAGACCGGCCGCAGUGCGGAAGAAGACCCUUUCGUCAAGACGUUCAAGGAUUCCUGCGAGUUUACCAGCGGUUACGGUGUCGCCUACCAGCCCAAUAUCUUCAACUGGGACUCCGCCCACCCUGCCCAGUCUCCGCUGUUCAACGUCCCUGGUAUCAACCUGGUAACCGGAAAGGCCUUCACGCCCUCCACUGUUACUCGCCUCGCGGAUUCCAACUUCGUGCACCUUGAGCAGGAGGUUCCCGCCAACGGAGCCUUCCGCAUCUUCAUCUUCGCCGGUCGGCAAAACAAGAGCAAGCAGGCCAUCACCGACUUCGCCGCCAACCUCGAAAAGGAGCGAUCCUUCCUCUCCGCAUACCGCCGGUCUGACAUUGGCGAUGUCUCCUUCUUCGAGCGCCACCUCCCUCACUCCAAGCUCUUCACUCUCUGCCUGAUCUUCGCCGAGAAGAAGAAUGAGAUCGAUAUCGACUCUGUGCCCCAGAUUCUCCGCGACUACCGUUACCACAUCUACUCGGACGACAUUCCUGACGUGCGCGUGCCCAACGCUACCUAUGCCGCUCACGAGAAGCUCGGAUUUGACCCUGAGAAGGGUGGUGUUGUCGUUACUCGCCCUGACAGCCACAUUGCGUGCACCGUGCAACUGACCGAGGGUAGUGGUACCGUGGAUGCUCUCAACGCCUAUUUCGGCUCGUUCUCCACGAAGCCUUUGGGUCAGGACCAGGCUAGCCGCCUGUAG